Cyclocybe aegerita is the source of this 345-nucleotide messenger RNA. The record is from the annotation of a GenBank genome assembly. Lineage: Eukaryota; Fungi; Basidiomycota; Agaricomycetes; Agaricales; Hemipholiotaceae.
AUGUUGAACACCGUUCGAUUUGCUUCAGGCUCUACUGCUAGGAUCGCAGCAACCGCUGUUUCCUCCUCCAGGAGAUUCUUCCAUGCGUCACCAACUGCGCACAAGACGGUGACGGAAAAGGCAUCUGAGGUGGCAGACAAAGUCAACAAAAAGCUUGGCAAAGGCCUGGCUUCUGCCAUUGAUAAGGGCGAGAAGGCAACGUAUGCGGCGAAAGACUCGAUAGAUUCGGUGGCGGGAACCGUGGAGAAGAAGGCCAAGGAGGCUGGAACUGCCACGAAGCAGAAAGGAAACCAGGCCGCAGCUGGCGCUCGCGAGACGAAAGAGGAUAUGGAAAAGAAACUGUGA